Molecule: messenger RNA, 2240 nt
Organism: Tuber melanosporum (Perigord truffle)
Lineage: Eukaryota; Fungi; Ascomycota; Pezizomycetes; Pezizales; Tuberaceae
Exons: 4
Coding region: 141-2000 (619 amino acids)
Biological process (GO): L-leucine biosynthetic process
Cellular component (GO): mitochondrion
Molecular function (GO): 2-isopropylmalate synthase activity
Source: RefSeq, a predicted model, not a curated record
CCCAUUUUUUCUUUAUUUAAGGGUGCAAACUUUUGCUCACCUCCCUAAAAAUAAACCCAAAUUUUGUUCCAGACAUUCUACCUUUUCAAAACUUCCGCCAGACACGAGCAGGAUAAAAAAUUCUCGGGAUUAGUUUAAAGAUGCCUAUGCUUAAGGAUCCCUCCAAGAAAUAUCAAGCUUUUAAGCCCGUGCACUUGCCAGACCGACAAUGGCCUUCAAAAACCCUCGACAAAGCUCCGCGGUGGCUGUCUACCGAUUUGCGAGACGGAAACCAGAGCUUGAUCGACCCUAUGGACGGAGAUCAAAAAUGGCGGUACUUCAAAAUGUUAACUGACAUUGGCUACAAAGAAAUUGAGGUCUCCUUUCCCUCGGCUUCGCAAACAGACUUUGACUUCACUCGUCGCUUGAUCGAAACCCCUGGUGCAAUACCCGACGACGUUUGGCUUCAGGUUCUCUCACCGUGUCGUGAGGACUUUAUCCGGCGGACGAUUGCGUCCUUGAAGGGUGCUAAUAAGGCAAUUGUACAUCUCUACUUGGCUACAUCCGAGUGCUUCCGGAGAAUUGUUUUCGGAAUGACGGAGGAGCAGUCAGUAGAGUUAGCAGUAAAGUCAACAAAGCUGGUAAGGAGUUUGACGAAGGAUAACCCGAAUGCUCAGGGAACAGAGUGGGCGUAUGAGUUCUCACCAGAGACAUUCUCGGAUACCAGCUUGGAGUUUGCUGUUAAGAUUUGUGAGGCUGUGAAGGCGGCAUGGGAGCCGACGAAGGAGAACCCGAUUAUCUUCAACCUUCCUGCGACAGUAGAGAUGUCCACUCCAAAUGUUUAUGCCGAUCAGAUCGAGUACUUCUGCCGUCACAUUAGCGAAAGGGAGAAGGUUUGUAUUUCCCUGCAUCCUCAUAACGACCGUGGUUGCGCUACCGCUGCCUCUGAGCUCGCACAAAUGGCUGGCGCGGACCGAGUAGAGGGGUGCUUGUUUGGAAAUGGGGAGCGCACCGGAAAUGUCGACCUAGUCACACUCGCACUGAAUUUGUAUACCCAGGGAAUCCACCCUAAUGUUGAUUUCUCGGACAUCACCAACAUUAUUAACGUUGUUGAGGACUGCAAUAAGAUUCCCGUGCAUCCGAGGGCACCAUACGGAGGGCAAUUGGUCGUGUGUGCAUUUUCUGGAUCUCACCAGGAUGCAAUUCGCAAGGGUUUCAAGCUCCGCGAGAAGGCCCACGCAGCAGAUGAUGACGAGUGGCAAAUCCCCUAUCUUCCUUUGGACCCCGCAGAUAUUGGUAGGACCUACGAAGCUGUCAUCCGAGUCAAUUCACAAUCCGGGAAGGGAGGAGUUGCCUGGGUCAUCCAGCGUGCUUUGGAUUUAGAUCUCCCUCGUGGCCUCCAGAUCGUCUUCUCAAAGAUUGUUCAAAAAGAAACAGAGGACCUCGGUCGAGAGUUGGAAGCUGGGGAGAUUCAGGCCCUUUUUGAAACAGAAUAUCACCUCAAAUCGGCUCCCCGAAUCACUUUAAUCGACUACGAGUUUUCUACGGACCGCUCUACUUCUCCUAACCCAGUCUUGGGCAAGCAAUCUGCAAACGCUAAGAGGACAUUCCAUGGUAUCAUUUCCGUGGAUGGUAGGGAGCGUUCCAUCAGGGGUGUUGGCAAUGGGCCAAUCUCCAGUUUGGCUGAUGCCCUCCGCACUGUCGGCGUAGAGCUUGACGUCCUGGACUAUAAGGAGCACGCCAUUGGCCGUGGAAAGAGUGUGAAGGCAGCAACCUUCAUUGAGUGCGACAUCUCUGGUAGUGCUGAGGCCGAGAAGCGGGUAGUCUGGGGCGUUGGUAUCCAUGAAGACACCGCACAGGCAAGUCUGAUAGCCAUCUUAGGUGCAGCGAGCAAAGCAAUUUCGAGCCGACCGGCUACAUCCAUGCUGACGGCGAGCUUGACCUCCCCGUUGACGACCCUGAAACCUUCGAGUGUUAAGAUAAAUUUCAAUGGGUUGGAGUCGAAGGCUGAGGGGAUGUAAAAUGAUUGAAACUGGGAAAAAAUUAAAGUUGGAUAUAUGAAAUUGUUUUUUUUUACGUGAAUGUGUAUGCUCGAUGGAGCAAGGUAGCAAAAGUUGUUGCUUUCUUCUUUUCUUCCACUUUGUUUAAGCAGUUAGGGGGUGUGGGCGCUGUAUGUGAUUGCGCCCAGGUUUGCGAAAAAUUGAAGGAUCCCCGCCUUCUCGCAAAUACGAUAGAUUACCAACUCGUAUGAUAUUCUAAGA